Suillus clintonianus is the source of this 1189-nucleotide messenger RNA. RefSeq lists its product as uncharacterized. Bases 118 to 930 code for a protein of 270 amino acids. Gene Ontology annotation, molecular function: zinc ion binding. NCBI's taxonomy places the organism in Eukaryota, Fungi, Basidiomycota, Agaricomycetes, Boletales, Suillaceae. The transcript has 3 exons. The record is from RefSeq and is a predicted model, not a curated record. Gene Ontology annotation, cellular component: cytoplasm.
ACAUAAGCAAUCAGAUAGUUCUAGUUGCCCUGUGACCUCCGAGGGUGCUUGCGCGUCGGUGGACGCGCGUCCAGCCUUUAUAAGCUCUCGACCACCACCACCAUCAUUAAACACACAAUGUUCUCCAACGAACACGAAGCUCAACUCCUCGGCCUCGGAACGCCCUGCUCAUACCCUCACUGCUCUCUCCUCGAUUUCCUUCCAUUCAAAUGUCCACACUGUCCAGGCUCUCCUGCCUUCUGCGCAGAGCACUUCCAUCCGCACUGCACUACCGCACACACUCAUCUGGACCGUGUAGCGCCAAACUGCCCUCUGUGCAGUGUUCCCGUCGCGAUCCCGCCCGGCGAGGACCCGAACGUGCGCAUGGAGAGACAUAUUAGCCGCUUCUGUGAAGUGAUGAAUGCUAGUGGUAGACAGCAGGCAAAUGGUGGGAGCAAGAUAUGUGCCAGGGGAAAGUGCGGCAAGGUCCUAUUUGCGCCCAUUGGGUGUGAUAAAUGCCACAAGGAGUUCUGUCCCCACCACCGCUUCCCAAAAGAUCAUAGUUGUCCGUCGCUCACUUUGCACCGGCCGAACACCAAUUCUACCUCAAAGCCCACCUCAAAGCCAUCUAUCAGACCGAGCCCUGUGUCAGCCACUCGCGGCUCAUCCUCGGCCACAUCUGCACCUCUGCCCUCAUCCAAGCUCACCCCUUCAUCCAAACCGAAAACAGCACCCUUCUCUUCCAAGCUUUCUAUCCCCGUCUCCGUCCCAAACCUAUUUUCCAAGACUGACCGACGCGCAAAGGAGGAGCGCGAGAGCAGGCGCAAAGCUAUGACAGACCGCGCCAAGAGGGGCCUCCUUACAGAAGAAGAGAAGCUCCUUUUUGCACAAGAAGAGGCUGGACGCGCACAGGAGCGCACAACAGGGGACAAAGAGUGUCUUGUCAUGUAGCUUUUUCCUCUGAAUUAGACUUUCGACGCUAGGGACUCUACAUACCCGUAUAUAUGCUACACCGUACACGGAUCUACCUCAUAUUCGGUUGACCUUGUAUUUCCUGAAACACCUGUUGUAUUUUCAUGACACUAGUACAACAUAAUGAGGUGAAGUGCGCCAUGAGUUUACGCUAAUGGACUCAGUGCCACAUGAAGAUUUCACGCCGAAACAAUUCUGGUACGUACUCGAGAAAUGCCUGAAGCAGACAAGUUGCAGC